AGACGAGAGACUUUGCAAGACGUAAACUUCAACCAAGAUGGAGAAGUACGAGAAAAUUAAAGUGGUCGGGAGGGGAGCAUUCGGUAUAGUGCACCUUUGUCGUCGGCGAACUGAUGGUGCUUUGGUAAUUCUUAAGGAAAUCCCAGUGGAGCAGAUGACCCGGGACGAGCGUCUUGCUGCGCAGAAUGAAUGUCAAGUACUGAAGCUACUCAACCACCCGAACAUUAUAGAGUAUUAUGAAAAUUUCCUGGAGGACAAGGCGCUCAUGAUCGCAAUGGAAUAUGCACCAGGUGGAACUCUUGCUGAUUACAUCCAGAAGCGAUGCAACUCCCUACUGGAUGAAGACACCAUACUGCAUUUCUUUGUGCAGAUCUUACUGGCCCUUUACCAUGUUCACAACAAACUUAUUCUUCAUAGAGACCUGAAAACCCAGAACAUUCUACUGGACAAACACCAGAUGAUAGUCAAAAUAGGUGACUUUGGGAUAUCCAAAAUCCUAGUUAGCAAGAGCAAAGCUUACACUGUGGUUGGGACACCUUGUUAUAUCUCUCCUGAACUGUGUGAAGGAAAACCAUACAACCAGAAGAGUGAUAUUUGGGCUCUGGGUUGUGUGCUCUAUGAACUCGCCAGCCUCAAAAGAGCCUUUGAGGCAGCCAACCUCCCAGCUUUAGUCUUAAAAAUCAUGAGUGGCACUUUCGCCCCGAUUUCGGACCGCUACAGCCCAGAACUGAGACAACUCAUUCUUAACAUGCUUAACCUGGAUCCAUCCAAACGACCACAGCUCAAUGAGAUCAUGGCCAAUCCCAUCUGCAUCCGGCCCCUGCUGAACCUCUAUACUGACAUCGGCAAUGUCAGAAUGCGCAGAAUUGAGAAGCCAUUACCCACAAUGCAGGCUGGUACUCGUGGCAGACCAGGAAGCCGUGUGACUGGAACCAGAACAAGGGGUGGGUUGUCAAGCUUGAUUUCAACCAAGAUGAUGCACGCCCUGCCCCUGUCAUCAGUGUACACAUGGGGCAGUGGCAUCUCCAUGCCACUUCGCUUGCCCAUGCUCAACACUGAGGUGCUGCAAGUGUCACUGGGCCGCACACAAAGGAUGGGUGUAACCAAAUCAGGACGCCUCAUCACUUGGGAGGCUCCCACUGUGGGCUGUGGCGAAUCUUCUCUACCUGGUGCUGUGGAGCAGAUGCAGCCUCAGUUUAUCUCUCGUUUCCUAGAGGGACAGUCUGGCGUUACCAUUAAAUCUGUCUCUUGUGGGGACCUUUUUACAACCUGCAUGACAGAUAGAGGCAUAAUUAUGACAUUUGGAAGUGGAAGCAAUGGUUGUCUUGGGCAUGGAAAUUACAACGACAUAACACAGCCCAAAAUAGUGGAGGCUCUCCUGGGCUAUGAGCUGGUUCAGGUCUCCUGUGGUGCAUCCCAUGUGCUGGCUGUGACCAAUGACAGGGAGGUCUUCUCCUGGGGAAGAGGAGACAAUGGUCGGCUAGGUCUGGGCACCCAGGAAACCCACAAUGCCCCACAGCAGGUGAAUAUCCCAGUAGAUUUCGAGGCCCAGCGAGUGUUGUGUGGGGUCGACUGCUCCAUGAUCAUAAGCACUCAACACCAGAUCCUAGCAUGUGGCAGCAACAGGUUUAACAAGCUAGGCCUGGAUACAAUCAGCAAGACAGAGGAACCUUCUUCCUGUUGUCAGGUGGAGGAGGUCCACACAUUCCAGUCUGUCCAAUCAUACCCUCUGAAUAGUGAGAAAAUUAUAUACAUCGACAUUGGAACAGCCCACUCAGCCUCAGUCACAGAGAAUGGUCAGUGUUUCACAUUUGGCAGUAACCAACAUGGGCAGCUUGGCUGCAGCUCUCGCCGUAACAGCAGAGUGCCCUUCCGGGUGCCAGGGCUGCAGGGCAUCACCAUGGUAGCAUGUGGAGAUGCAUUCACUCUGGCUGUUGGUGCAGAAGGUGAGGUGUAUACCUGGGGGAAAGGAGCUCGUGGGCGCCUUGGAAGGAAAGAAGAGGAUUCUGGGAUACCGAAGGCAGUGCAGCUUGAUGAGAGUCACCCAUUCACCGUUACAUCAGUGGCUUGUUGCCAUGGCAACACGCUCUUGGCUGUAAAACCUUUUUUUGAAGAUCCUGUCCCUAAGUGAUAUUUAAAUCUCCGGUAUCUCCAAGAGAACAGACAGACAACUUCCUCUAAAAAACCUUUCAUAAACAUUUAGAGCAAUUAAUGACAAUGACUUGGAAGUCGCCUGCCAAAGAAUUUCAAGGCAUCAUGAUAAUUAAGUUUAAAGUGCAAUAAUGUUUGAGGUACUAUUACCUGGAUUAUGCAGGAUUAUGUAUUUAUGUAUACAAAUAAAACAAUUUUUUA
Messenger RNA from Clarias gariepinus (North African catfish), 2352 nucleotides. RefSeq names its product NIMA-related kinase 8 (gene nek8). The record is from RefSeq and is a predicted model, not a curated record. Gene Ontology annotation, molecular function: protein kinase activity; ATP binding. Bases 38 to 2131 code for a protein of 697 amino acids. Gene Ontology annotation, biological process: protein phosphorylation. The transcript has 15 exons. Lineage: Eukaryota; Metazoa; Chordata; Actinopteri; Siluriformes; Clariidae.